Molecule: messenger RNA, 947 nt
Organism: Schistosoma turkestanicum
Lineage: Eukaryota; Metazoa; Platyhelminthes; Trematoda; Strigeidida; Schistosomatidae
Source: the annotation of a GenBank genome assembly
AUGUACAUUGUUAAUCCAGUGAAUUAUUUAGAAAAUUUUAAAAAUUCACUUCAUAAUCCUAUUGAACAAUUGAACAUUGAACAUUUAAUUCAAGCUAUCAAAUGUCGUUUAGAAGAUUUUGUACGUCAUAUUUAUCAAAUAAAACAUUCAAAUUGUCCGCGAAAUAUUUGGUUUUUAUUAACUGAUAUGAAUUUAUCAAAUUUACAAUUAAAAUGUAUACCAAAUGAAAAUGUUUUCGGUAAUUUACCAAAUCUACGAUGUUUAUGGUUAAAUAAUAAUCAAAUUAAACAAUUAAAUAAUUGUUUAAUAAAAUGUCAAAAUUUAUUAGAAUUACGAUUACGAUCAAAUCAAUUACAUAGUAUUAAUGGACAAUUAUAUAAUUUACAUUGUCUUGAAAUAUUAGAUUUAUCAGAAAAUCAUUUAGACAAUUUGAAAGAAAUCAACAAAGAAUUAUCAAGAAUGCAUUUUCUUCGUGAACUUAAUUUGCUUGGAAAUCCUGUUGCUUUACAGUCUGACUUUAAAUCUUCUCUACUAACUUCACAUUCAACAUUGACUGUUUUGAAUAAAAAUGAAAUACUAGGAAAUCAAUUUAAGUCGAUUAAAUCAAAAACUGGAUAUCAUCCAACAUUUAGUAAGGAUCAAUCAAGUAAAAGAAAAAGAACUAAACCUGUUCAAACAAAACCUGAUGAAAAUCAAGUCAAAUCUAAAAUGAAUCUUGAUCAAGAAAUUGAAGAAUUCGAAGCAAAGUUGAAUAAACGUUUUCAAGCUAAAACCACUACUGAAUUCAAAUGUCUUGAUUGGUCAACAAUACCAAGUAGUGAAAUGAAACGAUUAAAUUCAAAAAUUAUCAAUGUACCAAAAAAUAUUGUAAUACAAUCACAAUUAUAAAUCAUAUUGUAGUGAAGGAGAAUACAAGUGGGGCAACCGGAUUACUCAGUAAAAUCAGA